AUGGCAAAAGUACAAGGAACCGCCGAAGACCGCUUCAAAGAAGUCGAGAAGUUGUUUCAAUCCAACCUAGAUGAAGGAGCCGAGCUAGGAGCAUCCAUUGCCGUCAACAUCGAUGGCAAAGAUGUCGUUGAUCUCUGGGGCGGCUACGCGAAACCAGACCAUUCACAACCAUGGGAAAAGGAUACCAUUGUGAACGUUUGGUCGACCUCUAAGAAUGUCACUAGUCUCGCUGCCCUUGUCUGCAUCGAUCGCGGCUUACUGGACCCAUACGAGAAGGUCUCGAAGUACUGGCCAGAAUUUGCAGCAAACGGUAAAGAAAACGUUGAGAUUAGACAUCUGUUAAGCCAUGCCAGUGGCGUGAGCGGAUGGGUAGAGCCCGUGACGGGCGCUGACGUUUGCGACGUGGGAAAAUCGACUGCGAUGCUAGCUGCCCAAGCACCUUGGUGGGAGCCUGGCACAGCAUCUGGAUACCACAGCUUGACCAUGGGUCAUCUCAUUGGAGAAGUAGUGCGUCGCGUCAGCGGGAAAUCGCUCAGUCAAUUCAUCAUCGAGGAGUUGGCGACGCCGCUUAACGCUGACUUCCAGCUCGGUGCGAAGGACGAGGAUUUGGGCAGGGUGGCGGAGAUCGUUCCACCACCGCCCAUGGAUCCCGCCACAAUCCCGGACAGUUUCAAAGACCCUACCUCUAUUGCAUUCAAGAGUCUCAUGAACCCUUCCAUGGAUGCGAGUAGGGCUAACACUGAGGUGUGGAGAAAAGGCGAAGUCGGCGCCGCAAACGGGCACACCAACGCCCGUGGCAUUGUACACAUUCUCUCCCCAAUAUCCCUCGGCGGCGGAAACCUCCUCUCGCCCAAGACUAUCGAUCUCAUCUUCAAAGAGCAAUCGAAUGCUCCUGACCUGGUCCUUGGCCAAACUAUUCGCUUUGGCAUUGGCUUUGGGCUUAGUGGUCCCAAUUCAUUGCUGGACUGGCUGCCCGAGGGCAGGGUUUGUGCGUGGGGUGGAUGGGGUGGAAGCAUUGUGAUUAUGGAUUUGGAACGCAAAGUGACGAUUGCGUACAUGAUGAAUAAGAUGGAGACUGCAGUGAUGGGAAGUGAGAGGAGUAGAGCCUAUGUACGGGCUAUUUAUAAGGCGCUGGGCGUCGAGUAG
This is a messenger RNA of Cucurbitaria berberidis CBS 394.84, 1146 nucleotides long. Its product is annotated as beta-lactamase. The record is from RefSeq and is a predicted model, not a curated record. The transcript has a single exon. NCBI's taxonomy places the organism in Eukaryota, Fungi, Ascomycota, Dothideomycetes, Pleosporales, Cucurbitariaceae. Bases 1 to 1146 code for a protein of 381 amino acids.